Carya illinoinensis is the source of this 486-nucleotide messenger RNA. RefSeq lists its product as uncharacterized. The record is from RefSeq and is a predicted model, not a curated record. The transcript has a single exon. Gene Ontology annotation, molecular function: calcium ion binding. NCBI's taxonomy places the organism in Eukaryota, Viridiplantae, Streptophyta, Magnoliopsida, Fagales, Juglandaceae. Bases 1 to 486 code for a protein of 161 amino acids.
AUGGAGGAGAUCCGUGAGGUUGCUAAAGCUUAUUACGCAAACUCGACAAAGCAGCAACAGGAGGAAGCCCGGGAUGCUUUCCAAAAGAUGAAUUUGGAAAAAAAUAAGACAAUAAGCCUAACUGAUUUCUUGGAUAUCUUCCUGCCAGACAGUUUUCCCAAAAGUGUUGCUUGCUCUUUGCUCAAGGAGCUAGACGUAAAUGGUGAUGGCAGCCUGGAUUUCGACGAGUUUAUCACCUUGUUCUAUCUGCAUCAAAGCAAGAGGCUACUGUAUUGUCAUGGCUGCGAAAAGUUUCUUACUGGACUGUAUUUCACUUGCGUCAAAUGCUUUGAUUCCACCAGUAAUAGCUAUGACCUCUGCUCCAUCUGUUACCGGAAGAAAAACUUUCAACACCAUAAAGAUGCAGUCUUCUUGGACAACUACGCUUUACUCCGUCGGAACAUCAAACGUUCAUCGGAAACGGAAGUAGACCCAUUUCAGGUAUAA